UUCUACUCGUAAUCCAAUAUCCAAAUGCGUUUAUGUAGGGUUUGGGUGCAUGAGAUGGAGGCGAGUGAGCAAUGGCAUAACAUAAGAAUGGAAUGUUGGUUUGAGCGGCUUCCCAUGGUUGAGUUCCUCAUCCAAUGUGCUCAAUUUUGUUUUGUGUGAUUAAUGGUAGCACCUCCAAGUUCCCCCCAUUGUUAAGUACUCCGCAUUGUCCUUGUUCGCUGAUCGCUUCUUUCCCUCUCUACCUCCGUGCGUACUUCUCUCUCUCUCUCUUUUUCUAUAUAUAUCGUUCCAUUCUUUGGUUUUCUCAAUUCAUUUAUGCCCUGCCUCCUACGAAACCAAGCUUCCUAAAAGGUGGAAAUUCAUCAAGCUGGCUAUUGCGUCCCCUCACAGAGAGCACCUUCCACCUGUUUGUGCUUAUUUCCCUAUGGAUUUCAACCAAAAUACACGAUUCUCAACCACUUUCCGUUGCAUGUUUCAAGUUCUUGGCUGAUAAAAACAUCAAGGAACAACACUUUACGACUCGAAAUUUCCUCGAAGCAGAGGUGCUUUUCAUGCAGGUUUUGGAUUUUGAGAUUGGCACAACAAAUAUUGCCUUUUUGUUUCUCGAAGAUCUUUGGGUUCAGUUCAAGGGAGUGGCAAAAGUUGGCGAAUUGAUUAGCAUUGAAGCUUGCAUGGAAAUUAUGGAUCUUCUUUAUGAAAAGGAGGAGAUGUCGGUUCUUUUCAGGUCUCCUCAUUCCAUUGCUGCAGCAAUCUUGGUUGUGUCAUAUGUAAUAACAGUCCCAAAACAGAAAUGGGAAUUUCCAGUUCUUGCAUGGGUAAAUUUUGUGACCUCGUGUAAGGAAGAUGAUAUGAUUAAAAUGGUGACAGUGAUUCUCAAGCAUGUGCUUGAACCUUGUUGAAUACGAGUAGGUGGCUGCAAAAGAAAUUAGACAUUCAGAAUUGUGAAAGCGUUUGAGGAUAAAUAUGUUACCUUAUCAAAGAAAUGUCUUCACCAAUUCAAAAAAAUUGAAGAAAUCAUACUCUUCUAUUCACCCAAACAGUCGUCGAGGGCAUCGUGUUACUGGUAACCAGCUAUUUAGCUUCAAUUACUUGCAAAUCGGUUCUAUCUUCCUUGAGAAUCAUCCUCAUUGAUUCAUCAGUAACGUAAACAGAAAGCUACUAUAUAAUGUAUGUCAUACUACCGCUACAUAACAUUUAUUCAGUAUCACUACAUACAAAAAGAAAUAAUGAAAGCCUAUUUUUCCA
Cajanus cajan (pigeon pea) is the source of this 1245-nucleotide messenger RNA. RefSeq names its product cyclin J18 (gene CYCJ18). Lineage: Eukaryota; Viridiplantae; Streptophyta; Magnoliopsida; Fabales; Fabaceae. The record is from RefSeq and is a predicted model, not a curated record.